UUAUAAAUGGCAGGGCUUUGCGUCAGAGCAUUAGGCAAGUGAUUGAAUAAGAUUGAUUGAAUGGCAAGUGGAUUGAGCAAAGAAGAGGAUACAAAACAACAGUGCUACUACUCAGUGAGGGUGAGCAGGAGGGAGAGGGUGGCGGCAGUGUUGCCUUUGCAAGAACACUGGUUGCCACUCUCCAACUUGGACCUUCUCUUACCCGCUCUCCACUUUGACAUCUUCUCAUGCUACAAGAAGCCCACCAAUGGCACCUGCUUUUCCACCAUGGUGUCCGUUCUCAGGGCGGCCCUGGCACAAACCCUGGUGUCCUUCUAUCCUCUGGCCGGAGAGCUAGUCAGCAACUCCCAGGGCGAACCUGAACUUCUCUGCAAUAACCAUGGUGUGGACUUCAUCGAAGCCCAUGCUGACGUCGAGCUCAAAGACCUUUGUCUCUACAACCCCGACCAAAGCGUCGAGGGAAAGCUCGUGCCCACCAAAUUGGAAGGCCUGCUCUGCGUCCAGGCAACAGAGCUCAAGUGUGGUGGGAUUGUGGUGGCAUGCAUGUUUGAUCACAGAAUAACGGACGCGCACUCAGCCAACAUGUUUCUGGUGACGUGGGCGGAGACUGCUGGUGUCAGACCCAUCUCCAUAACCCCAUCCUUCCGAAGAUCAUUACUGAACCCACGGCGCCCUGGCUGCUAUGAUGAGUCAUUUAAUCUCUUGUACACGCCUUUAUCGUUGUUGCCAUUAAUGAUCACUACCCCAGCUGCCUCUUAUUCUGAAAAUGAAGAUCAUUCCAUCAGCCGCAUCUACUGCAUCACUGCAGAAGACGUCCAAGCGAUGCAGGCCGCUGCGAGUGCAGGGUUGUCAAGCAAGAGAAGUAAACUAGAGGCCUUUAGCGCCUUCCUAUGGAGCAUCAUCGGCAAGGCUGUGUCCAAUCUCGCAGCACCAUCACCACCAGCUGGCGAGGUGUGCAGGAUGGGCAUUGUAGUGGACGGUAGAGGAAGGCUGGGCUGUCAUAUGGCUAAUUACUUUGGUAAUGUGCUUUCCAUCCCCUACGGUAGUUUGAAUUUGGAUGAGCUGCAAUCGAUGCAACUUUGCCAUGUGGCGGACAAGGUGCAUGAGUUUCUGGAGGAGGCUGCGACGGAGGAGCACUUCAGAGGGAUGAUUGACUGGGUGGAGUCUAUUAGACCAGACAAAGCGGUGGCCAAGAUAUACCUGGAUGAGAGGACACCCUCCUUGGUUGUGUCUUCAGGGCAGAGGUUCCCUGUGGAUAACUUGGACUUUGGCUGGGGAAGCCCGGUGUUGGCAUCUUACCAUUUCCCAUGGGGGAGCAAUACAGGGUAUGUGAUGCCCAUGCCCAUGCCAUGUGGCCAAGGAGACUGGGUGGUCUAUGUGCACCUUCCGAGCAGGCUUAUAAAGGCUCUGGAAGAUGAGUCUGGACAUGUAUUCCAACGGCUUACUGCUGAUCAUCUUGGUCUCAUCUCCACCGCUGACACCAUCAACCAUGGCCUAUGCUGCUGCUUUGGCACUAGUGUAACAGUACCCAACUAGCAGGAUAGUGAGCAUCAAUCAUGUGGAAAAGUGAAAACUUACGUCUCACUUGUUGUGUUCGUUUUCAUUGAUGUUUACCUUAAUUUCUUCUCAUGUUAAUUAAUUAUUGUAUCUGCGUUGAUAUCAAUUAAAAUAUAUAUGCUCACC
Messenger RNA from Dioscorea cayenensis subsp. rotundata (Guinea yam), 1683 nucleotides. RefSeq names its product coniferyl alcohol acyltransferase-like. Bases 61 to 1536 code for a protein of 491 amino acids. Gene Ontology annotation, molecular function: acyltransferase activity, transferring groups other than amino-acyl groups. The record is from RefSeq and is a predicted model, not a curated record. NCBI's taxonomy places the organism in Eukaryota, Viridiplantae, Streptophyta, Magnoliopsida, Dioscoreales, Dioscoreaceae. The transcript has 2 exons.